This is a messenger RNA of Rhopalosiphum padi (bird cherry-oat aphid), 2269 nucleotides long. Its product is annotated as toll-like receptor 7. Bases 113 to 2269 code for a protein of 718 amino acids. Gene Ontology annotation, molecular function: protein binding. NCBI's taxonomy places the organism in Eukaryota, Metazoa, Arthropoda, Insecta, Hemiptera, Aphididae. The record is from RefSeq and is a predicted model, not a curated record. The transcript is spliced from 3 exons.
UAUCGAUCUCUAACUCAAACCGGUUCACGUCAAUCCGAUAUAUUCAUCAACGGCCGAGUCAUCAGACCGUUUUUUUUUUAUUGGGAAUUUGAAUUGAGAAAUUCACCGCGACAUGGCGACACGUAUAUCCAUUAUAGUGUUUAUAACACUAUUGGCUUACGUAUGCAAUACAGGAGCCUUUCCAUCUAAACAACUUAACUGUCCAGAAGAAUGCGAUUGUCAUUACUCCAGAAUUAACUGGGUGACAGACUGUUCGAAAAGUAACUUGGUAUCCAUGCCAUAUAAAGAAAUCGACAGAAAUGUCUACGUACUUUAUAUGAACGGAAAUCUCCUAAAAGAAAUCGAACCGUUCCCAGCCAAUAUCAAACUUAGGACAUUACAGUUGUCCGAAAACUUUUUAACGAAAAUUCAUAAAACAACGUUCGCUGGACUUCGUUACUUAGUAGACAUAAACUUGUCGUCUAACUUGAUCAAUUAUAUUGAUCCUCAAGCAUUUGUGGAUAGCGCUGGAUUGAUUACGUUAGAAUUACAAGGAAAUCCAUUGAAACAAGUUGAAGGUCCAUUCUUAAACUCCAAGUCUUUGCUGAACCUAUACCUGGCGAACAGUCAUCUAACAAAAUUAUCACCGCAUUUUUUCGCCAAAAUCAGAGGUCUAAACAAACUUGAUAUUUCUGGAAACCCUCUUCAUAUCAUUGAACCAGGCACAUUUGAUCCUCUUACAAGUUUAAAACAUUUAAUUCUAAAUAACUGCAAUCUUACACACAUAUCGAGCGUAGCUUUUAGUAGUCUCGGUGACCUGACGAUAUUGGAAUUGGCUGGAAACAAUCUUAAAAAUCAUGUUGACUGGACUUUAAUACUGGGUAAUUUAGGCAGAUUGGAACAUCUCGAUUUAAGGCAAUCAGGUAUAUCAAAUUUUCCCGACAAUGUAUUUUUCAAGAAUAAAUGGCUAAGAAGUCUAGUGUUGGCUGAAAAUGAAUUAUCUUAUCUUGACGUGGCUACGACUUUGGGUCACAAUUUAGUUCAUUUAGAUUUUCUAGACCUCAGUUAUUGUCAUUUAAAAGGACCUUUAUCUAAAGACGCAUUCGCUAAUGCAACAAAAUUACGUACCCUCAUAUUAUCUGGAAACGAUUUUUCUGCAGAAGAUUUAGCAGUAGCUUUAUCACCUUUAUUAAAACUAGUGAAACUUUCAUUAAGUGACUGUGGAUUGACCAAGUUGCCUGCUAACACUUUCCAUAAAUUUACUAAAUUACAUGAAUUGGACAUAUCAAGAAAUCCUUUAAGCAAUACCUUUACAGCACUUUUAUCUCCGUUGGAAUCAUUGGAACAUUUAGAUAUGGGUUACAGUAACUUGCAAAGAAUAUCCAAAACGACUUUCUCAAAGAUGUCUGCUCUAAAAACGCUUAUUUUGUCUGGAAAUAAACUUAAAAGCCAAGAAUUAGGUGUAUUUCAAAAUCUUACGCGUUUAGAAAUAUUAGAGUUGAAUAAUUGUGGAUUAAGUCGUCUAAAUGAUAUAGUGUUCUAUGAUAACUUUACAUAUCCAAACUUGGAAGAGUUAAGACUUUCAGGCAAUCCUCUUCAAGUUCCCGAAGAAGGAGCAAUACUGCCACCUCAAUUAUCAGGUUUAAAGAAUUUGGACAUGAGUAAAUGUAAUUUAAGUAAUUUACCUAUUGACGCUUUCACUACAACGCCCAACAUUAGCCAGUUGUUAUUGAACGAUAAUAAUUUAAAGAAUGACGAAGAAGGGUCUAUGAAGUUUUUAGAAACGCUGACUAGGUUGGAACAGUUGGACUUGAGUUUCAAUAAUAUCACGGCAAUCAAUCCUGAUAAAUUCGGGUAUAACUAUCAACUUACGUCGUUACGACUGGUUGGUAACCCUUGGAAAUGCGAUUGUUAUGUUGUGGAUAUGUGGCAAUGGGCAGCGUUGUCCACAGGAAACAUAGACGUGUUGGUAGAUUCCAGAAGACUGGAGUGCAAUUUCGAUCCCAAAAGCACGCCUAUUAAGAAAGCCAAACUGACAAGACCCGGAAGUGAAAUCACAACUAGUGUACAACGUACGUGGGUCUGGUAUGUGGGCGAGGCGAAUUGUCCAUACAGACCAGUGGCAGCAAGACCAGCCAGGAUUGUUACCAGAGAAAUUCACGAGUAUCAGCCGAUGUUGUCAGAAAUUGAAACCGAAACGCAAAACAAAUGGUUACCUCUAAUAAGCUUCUGCGCUAUUUUGUUAUUAGUUUCAGUAGUUAUGAUGAUUGUGUUAGUAAAACGUAAAUAA